Messenger RNA from Fraxinus pennsylvanica, 465 nucleotides. The record is from the annotation of a GenBank genome assembly. Lineage: Eukaryota; Viridiplantae; Streptophyta; Magnoliopsida; Lamiales; Oleaceae.
AUGGAUGAUAAAUAUGAGAAAUUCAUCAGGAGAAUGAACCCUCCCAGAGUUGUAAUUGAUAAUGAAUCCUGCGAAAAUGCCACUGUUAUUCAGGUAUGUUCAUGUCGUCCUUGUUCUCUUAUUCAAAUUGACAAUGCUAAUAAACAUGGAAUACUUUUGGAUGUUGUACAAGUCCUUUCUGAACAUAAUCUUAUGAUAUCUAAAGCUUAUAUUUGUUCUGAUGGAGGAUGGUUCAUGGAUGUUUUCAAUGUUACCGACCAAGGUGGAAACAAGAUAACAGAUGAAGCGAGUCUCGAUUAUAUCCAGAAGUCACUUGGUCCGGAUUCUUGCUUUGCAUCUUCUAUGAGACGAUAUGUCGGGGUGAUGUCUGGAAUGGACCACACAACAAUUGAGUUAAUAGGAAGUGAUAGACCGGGACUACUUUCAGAAACUCAAUUCAGCGUGGAUUUGAAACCAAUUGGUUGA